Falco peregrinus (peregrine falcon) is the source of this 3318-nucleotide messenger RNA. RefSeq names its product tripartite motif containing 41 (gene TRIM41). Bases 280 to 2205 code for a protein of 641 amino acids. The transcript has 6 exons. Lineage: Eukaryota; Metazoa; Chordata; Aves; Falconiformes; Falconidae. The record is from RefSeq and is a predicted model, not a curated record. Gene Ontology annotation, molecular function: protein binding; zinc ion binding.
CGGCUCCAGGGUGCCGGGGCAGGGCAGGAUCGGGGCCAGCCCCCGGUUUUGGGGGGACGAAGGGGUGCUGAAGGGAAGCAGUAGCGAGGGUUAGAGCAGUGCUGGCCCUGGAAGGUGGGGAAAAAUUGGAGGGGGUGAAGGAGGAAGUGGCAUCUGGGUGGGGACCGGCCACCCUUCUGGGUUCGAGCUGGUGCCCACCCAAGCAUAGGAGAACUUAAGGGGUCGACAAGGAGCUUAGGGUCCUGUGAGGAAGAGGUGACUCUCCUCCCCACUCUCCCCAUGGCAGCCACAGCGGUUUUAGGAGAUGGGGACCCUUCAGGGGGCUCCAGUGGGCAACUGAACCCAGUGGAGACACUGCAGGAGGAAGCCAUCUGCGCCAUCUGCUUGGACUAUUUUGUAGAUCCCGUUUCCAUCGGUUGUGGACACAAUUUCUGCCGUGUCUGCAUCUCGCAGCUGUGGGGUGGUGAGGCUGAGUACGAGGUGGCCCCGGGGGCUGCAGCAGUGGGUGGCGGAGAGGUGGGGAUGGGCGAUGUGCUGGAAGAGGAUCUGGAGGAUGAGGAGGAUGAGCUGGAUGAGGACGAGCUGGAUGUGGAGCAGGAGGAGGAGGAGGAGGAUGGUGGUGCAGAGGAGGAGGAAGAUGAUAUGUGGAGCGAAGAAGAAGAUGACACUGACCUGUGGGAAGAUCCCGUGGAGGAGGACAUGUGGGACGGUGGGGUCGGGGGAGAGCUUUACUUUGGGGAUGAGGACUAUGAUGAGGAUGUGAUGGAGGAAGAUGUGGAGGAAGAGGAGGAGGUGGAAGAGGAGGAAGAAGAGGUGCAGACACCUCCUCCCCCUGUUCUGGCCACACGGCCUCGACGCCUCCAGACCUUCACCUGCCCACAAUGCCGAAAAACCUUUUUCCAGAGGAAUUUCCGCCCCAACCUUCAGCUGGCCAACAUGGUGCAAAUCAUCCGCCAGCUCCACCCACACCCCCAGCGCCUUGCACCACCUGCUGCUGGUCCCUCAGUUUCAGGAGCCACAGUGGGUGUCCCAGGGGCCCUGGUAGCAGUGGGAGGUCAGGGGCCACCAAAUUUGUGUGAGAAGCAUCAGGAGCCUCUCAAGCUGUUCUGUGAGGUGGAUGAACAAGCCAUCUGCGUGGUGUGCAGGGAGUCACGGAGCCACAAGCAUCACAGUGUUGUCCCUCUCGAGGAGGUCGUGCAGGAUUACAAGAAUAAGCUCCAGAGCCAUCUGGAGCCACUGAAGAAGAAGCUGGAUGUGGUCCUGAAGCAGAAAUCCAACGAGGAGGAGAAGAUCACAGAGCUGAGGGACAAGAUGAAGCUGGAGAUCAAGGAAUUCGAGUCUGACUUCGAGCUGCUGCACCAGUUCCUCAUUGGGGAGCAAGUCCUGCUCUUACACCAGCUGGAGGAACGCUAUGAGAGCUUGUUGGCCCGUCAGAGCAGCAACAUCAGCCAGCUGGAAGAGCAGAGCGCUGCCCUCAGCCGGCUCAUCGCUGAGGCAGAGGACAAGAGCAAACAGGAUGGGCUGCAACUGCUCAAGGACAUCAAAGGCACUUUUAUCAGAUGCGAGAACAUCAAAUUUCAGGAGCCUGAGAUGGUGCCGGUGGAUGUGGGGAAAAAAUAUCGCAACUACUUUCUGCAGGAUGUGGUGAUGAGGAAGAUGGAGAAAGUCUUCAGUAAAGUCCCUCAAGCCGACGUGACUCUGGACCCUGACACAGCCCACCCUCGCCUAAGCCUCUCCCUUGACCGACGCAGCGUCAAGCUGGGCGAACGCCGCCAGGACCUGCCCGACAACCCCAAACGUUUCGAUUCGGAUUACUGCGUCUUGGGUUCCCAGGGCUUCACCACUGGCCGCCACUACUGGGAGGUAGAGGUGGGAGGCCGACGAGGCUGGGCAGUGGGUGCAGCCCGUGAAACAGCUCGACGCAAAGAGAAAACCAUGGGUCCUCACCAAAAACGAGAAAUUUGGUGCGUGGGCACCAAUGGGAAGAAGUACCAGGCAUUGACAGCCACAGAGCAGACAGCCCUGUUGCCCAGUGAACGGCCCCGGCGCUUUGGCGUCUACCUGGACUACGAGCGAGGCCAGCUCUGCUUUUACAAUGCCGAGAGCAUGACCCACAUCCACACCUUCAACGCCUCCUUCCACGAGCGCAUCUUCCCUUUUUUUCGCAUCUUAGCCAAGGGUACGCGCAUCAAAAUCUGCGCCUGACCAGCCAUCCCUCACCCUCCCUGCCAGCCACCUCUACCUGUGCCAGAUCCGGCAUCGCCCCAGGAUCCGGCCUUGCACACAGCCAUGCUCUUUCCCCCUUAAUCCUGCAGAUCCCAUCUUGGGAUCCAACGCUGCACUUGUCUUCUUGCACCUGCUUGCUCACAAUGCCUCUUCCUUCAGCCUCCUGUCUGCUCCUCCCCAGGAUCCCACUGCUGCCACCAUGCCGAUCCGAAUCUGGUUUUGUUUGGAAUAGGGAAGGAUCCACCUCAGAGGUGUAGGGGUUUUUUUUAGCGUUUUAUGUCUUUUUGGAGCUCCUCUCUCCCAGUCAAUGCCUAAAAGCUUUCUGGCACGCUCUCCACUCCCGGACUGCAUUUUGAAGUGCAUCUGCUCUCUUCGGAUGCAGAGCUUGAUGCCUUGGGGGCAUCUCAGGGGUCUGCACAGUGGGGAGCAAGUGCUCUUGGCUUUUUGAAAUCCCCAUCGUCACCCUUCCAAAAAUCAUUGGCUUGCGUAUCCCAGUUGCACCAAGGUGCCUGGAUCUCUUGGAAUUCACCUGACCAUCUUCCAAGACCCCAGCUGGUGUUUGGACCCAGAGUCAAACCUGCUUUAAUGGCCCGUGUUGUUUUUUCCUUGCUUUCCCCAUCAUUUUUUUGGGGGGUGGGGCCACGUCUGAGCUUUCCUGACCCCCACCCCUUCCCUUCGUAACCAUUGCUUGUGGGCCUGGCACUUUACCGGGGGCAGAGGAGGGUGCAAGAGCCAGUUUCCGCCCCCCAGAGCCAGCACAACCUGGCUGCAGUGGCAGGAAGCAGCCUCCUGUUUUCCCCUCACAGCUUGAGAGCUCUCAGAGAUGGGGGAUAUUUAUUUUUUCUCCCCUUUUUUCUUUUUUCCUCAGCUGCUAAGUUUCCAGCUGAAUCCUGUCCCACUCGAGAGACUCUUGACUGCACCGGUCGUGGGUUUUUUUUGUUUGUUUAUUUUUGGUUGGUGGAUUGUUUGUUUUUUUUUUUUCCUGUUGGCAUUACAGAGCUAGUUCAAAAUAUUUUUGGGUAAAAUGAGAAUUAAAUGGAGAUUUAGUUUUAUGAAAUGUCAAGAAAUAAUAAUAAAGAAUAAGGUUGUAAA